Messenger RNA from Nylanderia fulva, 5742 nucleotides. The record is from RefSeq and is a predicted model, not a curated record. NCBI's taxonomy places the organism in Eukaryota, Metazoa, Arthropoda, Insecta, Hymenoptera, Formicidae.
UCGUGAUCGUCUGGUAUUACUAAGCUUCAUGAAUCCUAUCGGCAACCUGAGCACCCUGACAGGCCCGAUAACUCCUCAGCCUUUCGUGACCCUGAUCCCGGAAGAAAGCAUUAACGAGAAUGUCGAUGAACUAACUACCCCGACGCCUGAUGUAACAAACAUGGCGCUUCCUGAUGUUGUUGAAACUCGUACUGGAGAGACAACCACCACGUUUGCGACUAUUAUCCACCCAAUCGUCACAGAUCCACCUUUACCCAAAACUACCUCGAGCCCUGGCGUAACUUCUGGCAAACCCACUACGACGAGCACCGAAGCGACUUCAACAACUUCGAGAACGACACUGCUUACGAAGAAUAGCACCGCAAGACGUCCAACGACGAGGCCCAUUACUAGAAACGGCAGUUCGAAAAGCAGAUCGAAGGCGAAGAAUUUCACGAGGGUAUCCACCACAGCGAGACCUUCUAGAACCGCCAAUUCAGGAAACAUGACGGCUCAGAGCAUGUCGUUAACGAUGAACAGUCUGGCGGAUCUCGAUCAUCCCGAAAAUUUGAAUCUGGAACUUCAAACAGCCGAAUCAUACGGCCCGAUUACCCUGGAAUAUCUGAAUUACGCCGCAGCACUCGGCGUCUACUCCGUAAGGUAUCCCGCCGUCUUCUGGUCGUGCAACAAAGCAUUGGGUACAAUUUUCAGUCUGCAGCUGGUUGUGAAUUCAGCGCAGAGUCUUCUGGCUUACGCCGGAAUGUCCGUCCUUUAUAAGGUUCAAGUGGUAGGUGCCUUAAAGGUCCUGCCGUUUCUUCGGCAUCGCACCGUAGCGACGACGAGUACAAUUUCGACAAUAUUCGGAGACUCUUACUUUCUGCUGGACCCUCCGGUAACUCUCGUGCUCUUCGCCCUUUCGUCCUUCCUCGUGCUCUGCUCCAGCAUGGCCAUGUAUUUCUACGCCCACGGCAGGUUCACGGCGUUCCUGAACCAAGAACGCGAACGUCGUGUGAUCCUGUCGAGGGAUAACCGUGACGGCAACGGCUGGGUCUACUUGCCGCACUGCGCCGCCCUGGUCGUGUUCCUGGCGAUCGCGAUCUGCGGCGCUCCGUUACUCUACGAUUACACCGUGGUGUAUCGCGGUAGCCUGGACGGUGCCAUCCUCGCCUGCAUCAUCAGCACGAUACUCCAUCUCUUCCUCUGGCUGUUGCUCUGGAUAUUUCUCACCAUCAAGCAACGCUGGAUCUUCAAGCUGCGCGUGACCAUCGGACGCGCCACCGUGAGAUCCGCGAGGUCGGUCAAACUCGUCACCGACGUCGACCUGCUGUCUGCCAAGGACGAGGAAGAUGGCACAAGCGCACCUUUGCUCGUCGUUGGUAAUGGUAGGACUUACACGAUCGCCGACAACUCGCCGAAGAGGGCCAUCAUGAACGUCAUACAGAAAGCCGCUAUGGAGAGGAAAGCUCGAUCGCAGGGCGGAAAUGUCGAUGGAGUCGACGGCGAAUCGACGGCUGACGGUGAUGAGCAGAUCUACUGGCUUAGGCCGAAAUUACGCCCUUCGCCCGCGCAAUCUCCGAGCGACACCGGCGGUGCACCGACGUCUGACAAGGGUUGGCUGAACAAGAAACUCAAGCAUAAGGUCACCUUUAACGACCUGCCUAGUACGUCAGGCUCGCGUAAUAAGGGAAAAGCCAGACGAGGCGUCGCUGACGGCGGGCCUGACGAUGACGGAGAUUACGCCACAUUACGCGAAUUACCGUUAAUGAAUUCGAUGGACCCUGCCGAUGAUACCACCUCUGAAGAAAACAAGAUGAACGGCGGACAGACGCCGCGAUGUCUGCGCCGCGCAGAUUCGGGGAUGCCGCACGACGAACUGACACCACGCUCGGACUCGUCUAACUCGCCGCCCUUGGACGCCGUAGGUGUCGGCGGGGCCGGCUCGGUCACCGGACACAGCAACACCAGCAGCAACAGCGAGACGUCAAGCGGCGUGCAUAGUAACGCGAGCAACGCGAGCAACGUCAGCCACAGCAGCUCCCAACGCCGGGCGACCAGCGUGGACGACCUGACCGGGGAGCCACGCGAGGAACCGCGAGAGCAGUGGCGCAGUUGUUCUCUUCAGCGUGGCACUCAGCCACCCACAGCGAACACGACCUUCUCGCCACCCAACAGCCGCCCCGGCACCAGCCAGUCCUUCUCCUCGCCGCAGUACGUGAACCACGUGCCGCCGUUCAGCAACCAGGCCAGCAACGAGAUCGGCUGCCCGGCGGUCAUCCUCGAGAAUCCGAACGAGGCGACGGUCGUGAUUCGUCGCAAGCUCUCGAGAGCGAAGCUGACGGAUCCGCUGAACGCGAACGAGGAACCAUUUGGCCGGUCCACUAACAUGCGGAUGACCUCGUUCACCGAGAACAACGACAUUCGCAUUCAGGCCUCGUCCGCGACCCUGCCGCACUAUCCCACGCAGCCUAUCGUCACCUAUCCGCACUGCUCGACGAUGCCGUUGCCGCACGCGUCUCACAGCGUGGCCGCGGCGAACAUGAGCGGCGGAUCCACUGGCAGCUGCGGCUCCGUGCCGAGGCAUACUUUCGUGCCACCGCAGGUUCACACCACCAUGCCGGCGCAUACGACGCUGCCGUCGCAUCACAACGGCGUCAGGCUGCUCCAUAACGCUACCGCCAAUCCGUUCGUCAAGAGAUUCCCGCAGGUGCAGUUGCACAGCCAGUCCUGGGGCCUGCCGGGUCAUCAUACCUUCCCGCAGAUGCCACAGAGCAACAACAAGCUCACGGUCACCGCGCAGAUCCAACAGAGCGACCGGGACUCGGCCAACUUCUCCAUGGCCAGCAGCGGGGAUUCCGACACGUGUUUGCCGCAUUAAAAUGCGCGAGGACUUCCUCCCGGUGUAGGUGUUAGAGAUCCACUGAAAACUCGAAUCGCAUCUGAGUGUGUCAGGGUGAUAUUUGGUAUUUUCGUAAUGACAUUUUACUCUACUGAUAUCGUUAUCAGGAGGGGUUGUAGUUUCCAGACAUGACGUGACAUCGAUGUCACGAUGUCCUCCAAGGGCAUAUUUCAAAGAGAUGAAGGAGAAGUGAUAGAAACGUAACUGGCAGGCAAAAAGAAGUUUUUUGCGCGAACUCGAGAUGAGCUGUUGUGAAUAUUUCGCUUUGAAUCUUUAGGACUCAUGCAAAAUUGUACUAUGUACGUAUUUAAUGUGUCGCAUUAUCAGAUAUGUAUCUCAUUAGAAGAGGCUUUUUAUGUGCUUUAUAUCUCUUGCUAACAUAUGCCGAAAUUUAAAGGAAAGGGAAUCAAAUUAAGAUUGAAAUGACAUAUCACGACAUUUCUGCCGUUUGUUAGCGAAUAAACAUGGCAUUCCUCGACACGUGUUACCUCUAUUUUUUUACAAUCAGAUCUAACACGAUAAGAUCUCAUCUGAUUAUUUAUAUAUAAGUAUGUCUAUGAUAUUAAUGUAGAAUUUAUUAUGCAUAAAUCACGUGCAAACAUAAAAAUUCCAUUUAUUUGAGUAAACAAUGUGCGUGAAAGAGAUAAAGAGAAAGUAUAAAUAUCGCACAGAUAGCUUAUAUAAAUAUAAUAACUGUAAUUUAAUGGCACCAAUUUCGUUACAUACAUAUCUUAUACGUUGUGAUCUCUCUAUUUUAAUCACGGAGCAAUAAAAGAAAAUAUCUGAAGAAAGCGGGAAUAUUAAUAUAAAUAAAUAAUAAAAUAAUAGAUACUGGAUCAAAAAUUUUCAUUUUGUUUUAAUGCAAAAUACUCUUAAAGCAUGCAACAAUAAAUAAUUGUUAUGCAAAUUAUUAUGUAAUACAUCCAUAUGCAAUUUAAAGGAAAAAAUUAUAAUUAACAUGACGAAUAUAUCAGUAAUAUUAAAUCUCUACUCGAGUUUGCGCAAAUGUCUUUUGAUAAGGGUCAAAUGCAUGCUUAUAUAGUUAAAAUCUUUUCCAUUAUAUUAUCUCACGGGGCAGAAGUGUGUUCGACGUAUCGAGAAAAUCAGCGCUUUGCCGCCACUUAAUUACGAAAAUGAAACGGAAGGCGAGAGUGAGAAUAAUAAUAGUUAUCCCAUUUUAGAUAUGGAAAAAGUUAUCGUGUUGUCCUAAAUAAAAUUCGUGUAUAGAGUGAAUUAAGAAUUUAGUCGAGUAAGAGAAAAUGUGGAAACAACUCGGGUCGCUCCUUUGUAAGCAUACGCUUUUGUAUUAAUAAUUAAGAUCUUUUUUCUACUGAGAUAUUAUAAUUGUAAAUUUUGUUAAACCGUAAUUUGUACACACACACAUUGCUAAUUGUUUAUUUAUACUGUGACUUUUAAUGAGUCAGUUAUAUGCGAUAAGAUUAAAAAUAGCAUUCUCACGUUGAAUGCAUAUUCAAACUGUGCGCAAUACGUAUUUAUUUUUUGUUUGCUUUUAGUCUUUCUUGUUUCUUUUUUUUUUUUUUUUUAUAGAUUUACUGUAUUAUCAGGUUCGUCAUCGAGAUGAAUGUUUAUUUGUCGAAUUUUCUACUAAUUGUAUGUUUUAGCAUUAGAAAUUGUGCACGAGAUAGUACGUGUUAAGCGAUUUUAUAUGAGUUAUUAUAAAAUGCAGUGCAGAUUGCAAUCGUACGAUGUGCGGCCUUGAUAAGAUUUGCGGUACAUUAUACAAAUAUACCGUUAUAAUAAAUCUUAUGGCUUGAUAUAACUUUCCGCCUUCUAUAAUAAUCAUGUCGUACGAUUUGCGAUAUCGACAGUGCCAUCGAAAUUACUAAGCACACAAUUAGCAUAAAUCAGAGGAAAGGAACUAUUCUGUAUAUGUAAUAUAUAUAAGUAAAAACUGAAGAUGAUUUAUCGCGAAAAUAGUGUGCGCUAUUUAUUUAUAUGUGAGCGUUAUAAUUCUAUUUUUUGUUAGAAAAUUUGCACAAAAUGCACUCGCUUGCGAGAGAAAUUUCGUAUAUCUUAUUUUAUCUUUUUUUCUUUUGAGAUUUCUCUCUAUCUGUUGAUAUUAUUUAAGUCAAUACAACGAGUAUUUAUUUAACGCCUGCGAAAGAAUCGUUAACGCACUAUAAGAAAAGAAUGACAGGCGCAAUCUAUGGCAAAUGAAACGAUUACUGCCACUUAAUCGUAAAGAUCUACAGAUCUCCAUUAUACGUAUAUUUACUUAUUUCAUCGACUGCCAUGUUAUUUCGUCCUUUCGUGAAUAUAAGUAAUCACUCGUACUCGUUUACUUGUACCUAGCAUUUACUUGUGCGUAUGCUAUGGGUACAUGCGUAAAAGAUAAAUAAAAUUAAUAAAUAAAAUAAAGCAUAGGUUCGCUAAGUUGCGUUCUUUCGCGACUAUAUAUCACUUUAUGAGACGCGUGAUGGCAGAGACUGGUCUCGCAAAGACGCAUCAUAUCCUCGAGUCUUUCCUCGCAAUCUAAUGUAAUAAAUAUCGCUGCAUAUAUUAUGACGCAACGUUCGUUUCAUAUUCCUCCGCUUCUCGAUAAUUCUCCCGGAAAGAUUGUAUUCAAGUCAGUUUCAUACUCCAUUAAUAUACGCUAAUAUUAAAAAAAAGUAUUGCAUCUCAUGAGAAUAAUAAAGCAUCUUUGAUUUGUAAUCACUUGUGACAAUAUAAUCAAAUUCGAUUUCUCCAAAACAGAAACGAAUUCGGUUAUAUGUGAGUCAGCAAACUUUCCGUUAGAUUGCGACGAGCUUAAAAAGGAUAUAUGGAACUCUAACGUAAGUUGAAUUCAGACAAAUGGAGUUACAUUGCUUCAAUUAAAAUCGAAAUAAAUAAUCCGUGCGAUAUUU